This is a messenger RNA of Rotaria sordida, 381 nucleotides long. NCBI's taxonomy places the organism in Eukaryota, Metazoa, Rotifera, Eurotatoria, Philodinida, Philodinidae. The record is from the annotation of a GenBank genome assembly.
AUGCCAACACAACAUAGAUGUGAUUCAACUUGUUCAUAUGCAUGUCAACGAUACGAAAAUCUUAGGACUAUUCCUGAUAAUUCGUCUAUUUCAUUAGCUUGCUAUUGUGUUUUUGGUCAGUGUAUGUCUCAUUUAUCUACGCCAUGGGCAAUGGGACUUGAUUCGUCUAUCCAUGUGUGUUCUGAAGAGUUAAAUCAAUCUUACUUUGCCGAACCUUAUGCUAAAAUAAAUAAAGACGAAUGCCGAUCUUAUCUCGUUGAAUGCAUUGUUAAUGAAUGUUUUGGUAUAAAAAAGCUGGCUCUGGUUGUAAAAAAUAAUUGGAAUGAAGAACAAUUACAAUCAUAUAUUGAACAACAAUAUCGAGAUAAUCAAGUUAAUUGA